Platichthys flesus (European flounder) is the source of this 5830-nucleotide messenger RNA. RefSeq names its product beta-1,3-glucuronyltransferase 1 (glucuronosyltransferase P) a (gene b3gat1a). The coding region runs from base 936 to 2015 and encodes 359 amino acids. Gene Ontology annotation, cellular component: Golgi membrane. The transcript has 9 exons. Gene Ontology annotation, molecular function: galactosylgalactosylxylosylprotein 3-beta-glucuronosyltransferase activity. The record is from RefSeq and is a predicted model, not a curated record. Gene Ontology annotation, biological process: carbohydrate metabolic process; chondroitin sulfate proteoglycan biosynthetic process. NCBI's taxonomy places the organism in Eukaryota, Metazoa, Chordata, Actinopteri, Pleuronectiformes, Pleuronectidae.
CACCCGUCACGGCAGAGCAGCCUCCGUCAGAGUGUGAACCAACGAGCCACGGGCAGGGGGACUAACAGAGAGGGACGGCAGCAGGGUGAUACAAAGAGUGUCAGAGAAGAGGGGGGGAAACAAGAGGUGAGGAGCCGCGGAGCAAAAACACAGACAUCGCUGUCCGGGAGACUCUGACGUCUCCCCUCAUGCGCCUGCUUCAGCGUGUGUGAGCGCAAGAAGAGCGGAGAGGGAGGGGAGGAGGAGAAUAAAUCCUGGGAGCUUGCGUCCUCUCUUUGCUUUCUAUCACCUCUUUUUUUUUUUUUCCUUCUUUAUCUCCAUCAUCCACGGCAUGAAGGCGGGUGUCUGCUUGCACGGCAGAAUAAAAGAAGGGGAUGCUCUGAACGCUGCCUCUCUUUCGACAAGGGACAAGGAGGAGGAAGGGGGGGACAGCAGCACACGACAGGGACACAAACUGGAUUUCUAGAAUGAAUGGGAGUCCUUCUGCCGACUGCACUGGGAAUAGCAGCCUCACACUGGAGUCUCUGAACGAGGGGCCAAGCCUGAGGAAGUGAAACUUGUUGGGAGAGUUGGAAUGCCACCAGCGUCACUGUAUCUGCGUUUUUGACCACCUUGAGCUGCACGUGUCUCCGCUCUCCAGACGGGUGCCAAAGAGUUGUGACUGUAUACGACAACACAGACGCAAAAGGGAAAAAGGAAUACACUGGAGGCGGGGCCUGCGCUUGCUGCAGACGAGCAGAGGACUGCUUGUCUAGACCUGAGGUUACCUGUCAGGAAGACGUACAGGAAAUGGCCGGCUGACAUGGAGGACGCCACUGCCACGACACUUGUCCAGUUCAUAGUGUGGCCUUCCGUGCUGCGCAUCAGUGGCACCAGUGGUGCCAUGAUCCAGUUAUAACUGUGGGUAAUGCCGAGCCAAAUAACCAAUCCUGGAGAUGCCGAAGAGAAGAGAUAUUCUUGCCAUCGUGUUGAUCGUUUUACCCUGGACUCUGCUCAUCACUGUUUGGCACCAAAGCGCUAUUGGUCCACUCCUCGCCAUCCGCAAGGCCUGUCACCACCUAGUAAAAGAGAUCUUUAUCAUUCCAGAGAGGCUUGCAGUCCGCCACCACCGGCUCUCAGAUGAUGGAGUCGAGGGGAAGAGGGAGGCAGGUGGCCAGGGGCAGGACUCCAAAGAAUACUGUGCCUCAGAUAAGGACAUAGUGGAGGUGGUGAGGACAGAAUAUGUGUAUACACGGCCUCCACCUUGGUCCGAUGUGCUGCCUACUAUCCACAUCAUCACCCCUACAUACAGUCGGCCGGUGCAGAAAGCGGAGCUGACGCGGCUGGCGAACACCUUCCUCCAUGUUCCCAACCUGCACUGGAUCCUGGUUGAGGACUCGCAAAGGAGAACAACUCUUGUUACGAGGCUCCUUCGAGAAACAGGGCUGAACUACACCCACCUCAAUGUAGAGACGCCCAGGAACUAUAAGCUGCGGGGUGACACCCGGGAUCCCAGAAUACCGCGAGGAACCAUGCAAAGGAAUCUGGCCCUGCGGUGGUUGAGGGAGACAUUUAAUGCCAACAGUAGUCAAGCUGGAAUCGUCUACUUUGCUGAUGACGACAACACAUACAGCCUGGAGCUUUUUGAGGAGAUGAGAUCGACUCGGAAAGUUUCGGUGUGGCCUGUGGCCUUUGUGGGCGGCUUGCGGUACGAGUCCCCCAAGGUCAAUGCAGCUGGAAAGGUCUAUGGCUGGAAGACAGUGUUUGACCCCCAUCGGCCCUUUGCCAUCGACAUGGCCGGCUUUGCCAUCAACCUGAGACUCAUCCUCUUCAAGCCACAGGCAUAUUUUAAGCUUCGUGGGGUGAAGGGAGGCUACCAGGAGAGUAGUUUGCUCCGGGAGCUAGUCACACUCAACGACCUGGAGCCUAAAGCAGCUAAUUGCACUAAGAUACUUGUUUGGCACACGAGAACGGAGAAACCUGUCCUAGUGAACGAGGGGAAAAAAGGAUUCACAGACCCCAAUGUGGAGAUCUGACUGUUUUCCCUCAGUAAACCACGGUGGCUGGCCUUGGACUUACAGCGAAAGGAAACGUCAGAGUCUCUUGAUAAGUGCAACCAGUGUUCACCUCUUAAUCACCAGAAAAUUAAAGGAAGUGGGAGCCUUUGAAGGGGGAUUUAAUCCUCUUUACUGAGACAUUCUUGAGAAUAAGGACUAAAUCAGUAAAAAUGUAUCAUAUCAAAGCACAGAUGAGUAAGAGGUGUCGGAUAUUUGUCAGGACUGAAGUGCAGUGGACGUAAAGAGGACGCCUCACGGGGGAUGGCGUGGACAGUCUUGACCUGCACCUUACGCUGAGGACAACCUAACAAAUGAGGCAGCACAACAUGAAAAGAGAACCAGCGGAUUCGAUCAAACAAACAGGUUAAAGAAAAUCCUUCACCUCAUUUAAAGAAGACACUAAGAAAAUAAAACACGUAUUGUCUGGAUCUGCACAUGGUACAGAAGAGAAAAUCCUCUUGUAUGUACAGACCUGGCCGACAUCAUCAGUCUGGAUAAAAACUCACCUCCAAAGACAAAUGUGUCUCAGGUGGAUUUUCCUUUGAGCAAAUACAAACAUGUAAAGGGAAGGAAUGUUCUUUUGAUAAAUAAGAAAUGUUUGCUUUAAUUUAAUCUAAUUUAAUUGGACUGGGUGUUGACCCAACACUUGACUUACUGGCUAGUUCAAUACUACUGACUCUUACCGACAUUUACUCUUGUGUUGUCAUUGUUCAUUUUAUAGUGUCAUUAAAACUCAUGCAUUUAAGCCACCCGUACACUUGAAGAGAGACUGAGACAGAAACGUCAAACAAUCCUAACAUCCAAGACCAAUAAUACAAAGACAAUGUUCCUUUUGAAUGACGGCAUAUUACGGCCAUUGUAAGUAAAAAGAAAAAAACAAGACAAAGCCAGGGGAGGGGUAAUUUUAGGUGAUAAACACUUCCGUCCCUAAAGUAAAAAUGUACCAUAACAUUAAGAUAUACUUCAAUCCAUUAAUUUAAAAAAAAAAAAAAUAGUGUCAACCCUAACCCUUAUGUCGAGGAACGGCCUGCAAAGUAGCAAUAUGAAUUCCUCUUGAUAUUAAUCCAUGAUGUGUUACGUUUGGUUGAAUCUGCCAGGCUGUAAAGAGGGAAAGGGCCGAAGAAGGCUGAGCUGUGAGCUGGGGAUCAGACUGACGAGACAGGGGGUUGAGUGAAGCUGGACAGUGUCCUGAAGUGUCCUGAGGCUCAUGUACAACAUCCACCAAGUUUAUCCAAAAAAUGGUGAUUUUUGUUGUCAUUUUCCAACUUUACUGUCGGAUUUCUUUUUCACAAUAUCCCCUCUGCCUCCCUUGGCUCUGUAAUUGAUCUCAAUUCAUUUAAUCUUUUGCCAUUUUUAACAAUGGCCUUGGCGCUGUUGUACCUUUGCGGCAACAUGUGUAAAUACUCAUUUAAAAGGAGAACAAUCGCAGGAUUAAGGACAAAUUUUGGCCGAACCAUUGUAGUCUAUUUAUAUGUUAAGAAAAGAAUGCGAAAAAAGUCUCUCCUCUCUCCCCCCAACUGAAUUUCUCACAAUGAUGCACGACGAGGCACAGUUUCACUCUAGGUUCAAUGCAUGGGAAGAGUAAUAGCACAUCACCUCUUUCAUUUGGUAAUAGAAGCUCCAGGUUGUGACACAUUCAUAAAGCAUAGACAAGAUCAUCCAAUCAGCUAAACCAGAGGCUCGUGGAACGUUGACCUGAUCCUCAUGUUAUCUCUAGCAUUCAGUGUCAUUUGUAAUAUUGUGGGGACCCAGUGUGUCCUUUUAGUGAGUUAGUGUUUCUCCUCGUCUAUGCACGUUCGCAUAAGUACACGAGCCACACGUUAACAAGGGUCAACAAGGGUCAGCCACAAAAGAAUUAGAAAGUGCAGGAGCAUCAAAGCUCCAACAAAAUGGUUUCACCCAGUUUUGUCAGUCCCCCUCCUCUCGGAAAAAUACACUUAGAACUGUACGUGUAGUCACUCAGGAGCAGCUGGUUUAAGUUGCUGAUAACUGAUAUCAAUUAUUUAUGCAUGGCCCCCAGAAUAUUUAGUUUUUUAUAAAAACUUGAAAUGAUAGAUGCUUCUCUGAAUUGACCGCAGGAAAAUUAAAGCACAACUAAAAUAGGAAUCAUAUUUUUCCCUUAACGAUUUGCCAUCUUCAGUAUUAUGGAGCGUUAUCUCCUGGUUUCUUUUUGCGUUAGCAUACAUCUUUAGCUGCAUUAACUGGAUCACUGGAACUUGCCGCAGCACUAACGAUCAACAGCAUGAUGCCGUACACGCCCGAGUACUGUAACAAAGUUAUUCUACACCUCUAAAAAAUAGAAAUCUCUCCUCUACUUGAUAAGUCGUGCGAAUGGUGCAAUACACGAUGCACAGCGGCUCUUAUCUAACGUUGCCUGGCAGAAGUAUCGAGAGAUAAUUCAAACGCUGAGCCUCUACUGGUGCCAGAUUAUCUCUGUGUACCCCUCACCCACCCAACCCUCACUUCCCCCUCUUUGACACACACACACACACAAACUCACACACACUGCUGCGGCAUAAAAACGUACAAAGGCGCUAACAGCCUCUUGGGCUCAUCAGCCGGAGAAAACGUGUUGUUACAUAUUUCACUCGGAAUACAAUAACAAACACAUCUAGACAAUGGCUGCAUGUUAUGUCUAUCAUCAAACUGGCGGUUUUCAUUGACUGCAUGAUAUUACACUGCGCAGAGUUCUAUUCUUCAACCCAACUCCCGUUAUUUAUUAAAGAUCAAAUUUUAUAUAUUUAUGUAUUUAUUUCAAAGGUGGACGUGCAAUUUAAGACAAGCAGUGUUUGCCCUUAUUUUCCAGCUUCUCGCUACAAAAGCAUGUGCACCUUCAUUAUACUGUUCAAAUCAAUUAUCACAUAGAUCAGUAAAAGGUUAGCACCAGCAACAGGCAGAUACACACACACAGACACACCAUUAUAGUACUGCUGUAGAUCCAAGUUCUGGUCGAGUGGAUAUAAUCUUCUUUUAAUCUAAAUUAAUGAUGAAUCCACCUAAACCUUUCUUCACCCUUAAACAAUUUUAUAGAUGCAGUCUGUUAGGGAAAAUUAUCAAUGUGCAAAGAACUAACUGUAUCAUUUACUUUAAAGUCAAACUAAAUCCCCGCUCUCCUAUGUUCCUGAGUGUUGCUUUGCAGGUAAACAAACAUCAUGCAGUUUACAGAUGAACAUUGGUUAAAUCACAUUCAGAGAGUUUCUCUGGUAUAUCCCAAAGGAGAACAUCAAGUUGGGGCUCAACCUUGAGGGUGAUGCUGUUACGUUGCAAUUUGAAUAUCAAGCAAUAUCUAAUGUCUAAUUUGUUUAGUAGAACCAUCCUUCCUAUACAUCAGCAGUGCAUUUUUAUCCAAUAUUCAAUGUCAGUUAAUGACCAUUACCCUCCGAGGGCUUCUCUAAGGCACAAUACACUUGACACUCACACACAAGUCCUCUCUUCUUUCCGCAUCCCCACUGUCAUCUUCCAGCCUCAUGUGAUUCACAUUUUAUGCAUGUGACUGUUAAGGUUGUUUAUUUGCCACAUCAGUUCUGUCUCAGAGAAAGAUGUUAGUUGAAUCAAGAGAAAUAAACAACUGAGAUAAAAACAACCUCACACGGUCCAGACUUUUCUGUCCAGUUGAGGUAUAUACACUUUGUGUUGUAUGAUGUAUGUCUGCAAACUGAGAUCUGACACAUUUGGCCUGUGGAGAGCCAAGUGUCUCAAACAAAUGCAUGAUGCACACUGUUUUUGCAAAAACAUAAAAUGGGAGACAAAUUGAACAAUUCAACAAAUUUAAUAAAAUAACUCUCAACAAUUAC